Symphalangus syndactylus (siamang) is the source of this 1352-nucleotide messenger RNA. RefSeq names its product DAN domain BMP antagonist family member 5 (gene DAND5). The record is from RefSeq and is a predicted model, not a curated record. Lineage: Eukaryota; Metazoa; Chordata; Mammalia; Primates; Hylobatidae.
AUGCUCCUUGGCCGGCUAUCCACUCUUCUGUGCCUGCUUAGCGGGGCCCUGCCUACAGGCUCAGGGAGGCCUGAACCCCAGUCUCCCCGACCUCAGUCCUGGGCUGCAGCCAAUCAGACCUGGGCUCUGGGCCCAGGGGCCCCGCCCCCAUUGGUGCCAGCUCCUGCCCUUGGAAGCUGGAAGGCCUUCUUGGGCCUGCAGAAAGCCAGGCAGCUGGGGAUGGGCAGCCUGCAGCGUGGGCAAGACGAGGUGGCUGCUGUGACUCUGCCGCUGAACCCUCAGGAAGUGAUCCAGGGGAUGUGUAAGGCUGUGCCCUUCGUUCAGGUGUUCUCCCGGCCUGGCUGCUCAGCCACACGCCUCCGAAAUCAUCUGUGCUUUGGUCGUUGCUCCUCUCUCUACAUCCCUGGCUCGGACCCCACCCCAUUAGUCCUGUGCAACAGCUGUAUGCCUGCUCGCAAGCGUUGGGCACCCGUGGUCCUGUGGUGUCACACUGGCAGCUCAGCCUCCCAUCGACGGGUGAAGAUAUCCACCAUGCUGAUCGAGGAGUGUCAUUGCAGCCUGAAGGCAUGAACUGAGCAUGUGGAUGGGUGCACGGAGACACGCACCUUGGAGAGAUGAGGGGAGAUGGACCAAGAAAGACGUGGACCUGGAUGAUGUACUCUGGGUCAAGAGACCAGGGAUGCAGGGUUAGGCAGACAGGUCCCCAGAGUCCUCACCCUGCUCCCCAGACACUAGACACAGUGCCUAUCCUGGAGUUGCACCACUGAUAGUCGCAGCACACAAUGACUGACAACUCUUUUUUUUUUUUUUUUUUUUUGAGACAGAGUCUUGCUCUGUCACCCAGGCUGGAGUUCAGUGGCUUAAUCUUGGCUCACUCCAACCUCUGUGUCCUGGGUUCCAGCAAUUCUCCUGCCUCAACCUCCUGAGUAGCUGGGAUUACAGGUGCUCACCAUCACACCCGGCUAAUUUUUGUAUUUUUAGUAGAGAUGGGAUUUCCCCAUGUUGGCCAGGCUGGUCUCAAACUCCUGACCUCAAGUGAUCCGCCCCCACUUGGCCCUCCCAAAGUGCUGCGAUUACAGGCGUAAGCCACCAUGCCCAGCCAACCACUGACUGUUUACCAGGCCCCAUGCUAGGCAUUUGACACAUACUAACUCGUGUAAUCCUUAUAGCAGCUCAAUGGGAUAGGGGCUAACAUCACCCCAUUUUACAGAUGAGAAAACCGAGGCCCCGAGUGGCGAAGCCACUCACCCAGAGUCACACCACAGUACAGAGGAGUCACACCACAGUACAGAGGAGUUACACUGCAGUAGAGUCACACCGCAGUACAGAGUCACACCACAGUAAGCAGCACA